Messenger RNA from Triticum dicoccoides, 931 nucleotides. RefSeq lists its product as uncharacterized. The record is from RefSeq and is a predicted model, not a curated record. Bases 99 to 569 code for a protein of 156 amino acids. Lineage: Eukaryota; Viridiplantae; Streptophyta; Magnoliopsida; Poales; Poaceae. The transcript is spliced from 5 exons.
CUCUCUCCCGGUGGCGCCGGAACACCGCCGGGGCCAUCAUCGUGACGUCGAUCUACGCCAACAACUUCGCCGCCAUCACCACCAACUCUCUCACCUCUAUGCAGCGGUUGUACAAUUUGGACUUCAAAUUCUUGAACACAAUGAUGAGUUACGAGGCACUCAGGUAUCUUCUGCAAUGGACAAAGAAGCUGAUGCUCCCAGUUCCGAUGAUGGGUAGCUGGUCGCUAUAUGUUUUGGAUGUCGAAGAAAGGGCAUUGUUAGUCAUGGACCCAUGCGAGACUUCAGAGCCGAUACAAGAGAUGCAGUACAGGCAUGAAGACAAUGCAAACUUCAUCCUAGCAGGACUUCAUCGGUGCAUACACAAGAACAUCCCUGGGUGGCAUGUGCCGGCUAAGGGCUUGAGAAUCAAUUACAAUGUGGGCAUGCAUGAUAGCUGCAAGAUGGAGGAUAGUUGGCUGCACAUUGUGAACUACUUCAGUGAGUACACCAGGCUAUAUCUUCAGACACAACUAACUCCUGCGCAGCUGACCUAUAUGCGCCAUCAAUUGCAUAUGAGGUUAUGUCCAUGAGGGGGAACAUGGGUGAGCUGCCAGAUUUCAUGGUCGAGGAGGUGCUGCCAUUCUAAGGUGGCAUGAGAGGGGGCAGAUCAUUUUGGGCGGAAAUCAUGCAAGCCAGUCAUAAGAAUGUUCGGUUGCACAAACUUGCGAGGAGGUGGAUCUGGGGAUGUUAGUUGCCAUCCCGCACAUAUGUGGUGUGGUAAUGGUUCCCAUAUUUUGCUAUCAAUAUAAAACUGAAGCCGAAACGUGAAGCAAUUUAGCUUGCACCCCAUGCACUUGGUGUGCAAGUGAUUGUGGAUCAUCGUCGCUGCCAUCUAUUAUUUAGUGAGCGAGUGAUAGCAAAAUAGGCAUGAAGUCCUAUUGAUUAUGUAAUG